Physcomitrium patens is the source of this 4858-nucleotide messenger RNA. RefSeq names its product kinesin-like protein KIN-5A. The record is from RefSeq and is a predicted model, not a curated record. Gene Ontology annotation, molecular function: ATP binding; microtubule binding; plus-end-directed microtubule motor activity. NCBI's taxonomy places the organism in Eukaryota, Viridiplantae, Streptophyta, Bryopsida, Funariales, Funariaceae. Gene Ontology annotation, cellular component: mitotic spindle; spindle microtubule. Gene Ontology annotation, biological process: spindle elongation; mitotic spindle assembly; microtubule-based movement.
UCCAUGGAACUGUCCCCAGGAGCAACAUGCUUCCUCCUGCCCGCCAAAUCUUCCAGAGAUUUGAAAUCUCGAUGAGGUUGCCAUUAGUCGCUGUUGUCCUCGGUGGAGGACAAUGCGAGGCGAUGAUUGCCCCGAAUAGAUGGGCAGGAAGGCAUGUUCAACUGCAGAGGGGAUGAGCGUGUUGUUGCGAGUUAAGCGGGAACGGAAUUUCGAAAUGCGGAGAAGGCGAAGGGUGAAUACCAUGGUUGGGUCCGAGAGAUGAUGCCCUCGGCUCCCUCCCUUUCUUCCCGCUCGGCAGUUUCCUUUCGCCCCCAUCUUCGCUCCCUGUGAAUCUUUCCUCGCUGGUCACUUCUCCCUUUCGUUGAUCAAUUUCAAGCCCUCGUUCUUUCUUUCCUGUUUCACGACUCCCCUGUUGCAGUCAUCUCGUCUCGCGCACAGGGAAUUCGAGUUAAAUCGUUUUUGGAUCCAGACGUGGAGUGGUUGGGAUAGAAGAUCGUGUACUGAGAUUUGGAACUCAAUGUCGCGGUCACUAACUGCCAGAUUUGUUAAAUGUUAGAGGGUUUCGAUUUGUGCCUUUGCUGUAAUUAUUUAAGAGGAUGCGCGAAAGCUAUUUGCCGCGGUGCUUGCGUCUCGUCUUCCAUGAAGCUGUGGUGGACGCUUGAGUUGUGCUCCGUUUGAAGGAGAACUCUUUACGUGUUGCGGUGUAGUUUUCGAUUUUCUUAAUACUGUGACGAUCAAAAAUAAGUGGAGGAAGGUGAAUGCGGCUCUUUGUAGUUUGUGACUGGCAUUUGCUUUGGUCCAAGGGAGAUCAAGCCUUCUCUCAGAUCUGCAUUGCAAUCCAUGGACGCACGCCUUAUCGUAUAGUAAAUAACUCUCUCCUGAAAAGUAGUGCGAUAUGCACUGCUGCAUUGUCUUGACACUUGAAUCCGAGCAUUCGACGCGUUCUUGGCGACGGGCUUAGGUUUCGAACGAAUCCAUUGUAUCCUUCUAGUUGUUCAAGUGAAGGGGUUCAGGAAAUGUGAUUUUUCGUUAGAGGUUUCUCUGCAGAAAUACAUCUCUAGUUGCAUGGUUAUUUGAGCUUCAAGGAACCCUGGCUCGCGAUCUUGUGUCGAUUUCUCCACGGACCCCUCGGAUAGUAUCCAAGGUUCCGGUCGAAUUGAUGGCUGCUCGAUCAGAAAAAGACAGAAGCGUAGCCGUACAAGUCCUGCUUCGUUGCAGGCCUUUAAAUGAAGAAGAGAAAAGAAUAAAAAAUCCUCAAGUCAUUUCUUGCAAUGAUACUCGACGAGAGGUCACCGUACUUCAGACUAUCGCUAGCAAACAAAUUGACCGAACAUUCACUUUUGACAAGGUAUUUGGGCCGGCUUCAAGACAAGUUGAUCUCUAUGACCAAGCCAUCGCUCCAAUUGUCAACGAGGCCUUAGAUGGUUUCAACUGCACUAUAUUUGCUUAUGGACAGACUGGGACAGGGAAAACCUACACCAUGGAAGGAUUAGGAAGAAAGUCGAAGAAUGGAGAACUUCCUGCCGACGCUGGAGUAAUUCCUCGUGCUAUACAACAAAUUUUCGAGACUCUUGACAAAGAAAAUCAAGAGUAUAGCGUCAAAGUCAGCUACUUAGAGCUUUACAAUGAGGAACUCACCGAUUUACUGGCACCUGAAGAGUACUCAAAGGUGGUAAUCGAUGAGAAGAUUAAGAAGCCACUUGCAUUGAUGGAGGAUGGAAGAGGAGGAGUCCUAGUUAGAGGUUUAGAAGAAGAAAUCGUUACUAGUGCGAACGAGAUUUAUACUCUACUUGAUAGGGGUUCGGCAAAACGCCAGACUGCCGAGACUUUGUUGAAUAAACAAUCCAGCCGAUCUCAUUCUAUAUUCUCAAUUACUAUCCAUAUUAAGGAAACCACUCCUGAAGGCGAGGAGCUGAUGAAAUGCGGAAAGUUGAAUCUGGUGGAUCUGGCAGGAUCCGAAAAUAUAUCUCGCUCUGGUGCCAAAGACAAUCGGGCUCGAGAAGCUGGAGAAAUAAACAAAAGUCUUCUCACUCUUGGACGUGUCAUUACAUCUCUGGUCGAACAUCUGGGUCAUGUUCCUUACAGGGAUAGCAAGUUGACAAGACUGCUUAGAGAUUCUUUGGGUGGAAAAACAAAGACAUGCAUCAUAGCCACUGUCUCCCCAUCUGUCCACUGCCUUGACGAAACACUCAGCACCUUAGACUACGCGUAUCGGGCUAAAAAUAUAAAGAAUAAACCAGAGGUGAAUCAGAAAACUAUGAAGUCCGCACUUAUUAAAGAUUUGUAUGGGGAGAUAGAGAAACUAAAAGCAGAGGUAUAUUCCGCUCGUGAAAGGAAUGGUAUAUAUAUUCCUCGGGAACGCUACUUCGAGGAGGAAGCUGAGAAAAAGGCAAUGGUGGACAAGAUUGAGCGCAUGGGAUUGGAAGUGGAAGCUAAAGACAAGCAAAUUGAAGACCUACAGAUGUUAAACGAAGCUCGUCAACAAGAUUGCGCAGCGCUUCUUACUAAGCUGAACGAAACCCAGAAAUCACUAGAGUGCUCUCAACAAACCUUGCAUGAGACGACAGAGAAUCUGAAGCAGGCUAAUUGUGCUAUAAGGGAACGUGACUAUGUAAUUGCGAAUCAGAGUGAAACAGAGAAAGCCCUUGUUAGUCGAGCAGGGGAAUUGAGAGAGGAGUUGGAGGCUACUGUUCAGGAUGUCGCAGGGUUGUUCGCGAAGAUAGAACGAAAGGAGGACCUGGAGCUCAAAAACCAGAAAUUGGUGAACGCUUUCCAAAGUGGGCUGACAGAGCACAUGAAGGAACUUCGUACUUUGGUGGUAGUAGGUGUAGGUACCCAACAGCAGCAGCUACGGACGCUGGAAGAGCAACUUCAUUCCUUUUUAAAUUUUAAGGACCAGGCUGAGGAGGAGCUGAAGAAAAAGCUUCAAGGGUUGAAGGACCUGUACUUGUCCCAGUUGCAGCUGGUCCACACAGCAGUGCUUGAACACGAGGACGUAUCCUCCUCGACACUCAAGUCCCUCGAUUCCAAAGUGGCUGCUCAUCCUAAAGCUCUUGAACAGCUGUUGGUUAGCGCUGUCGCUGAUGCGCAAAGCGUGAUUCAUGACUUGCAAGAGAGCCUCUCCAACCAAAGUCAAGAAUUGGCUGAAUUCGCACAACAUCAACGUCAGGUGGCCCAAAAGUGCCUGCAAGCUGCCAGAGACAUAACAAGAACAAUUAUGGCAUCCUUGUCCGCCAUAGAAGUCGACACUGCUAAUUUCAAUGAGUGCAUCAUUUUUAGCAGCGCAAACCAUGAUAAAGGGCUCCACGCACUUGCAGAAGCCUAUGAGGAACAUGCGAGAAAAGAUCACACUCAACUAUUGGAAAGCAUCACAGCAAUGUUGGCGAGUUCCCUGGGAAAUCGGACUAAUCUUGUUCAUACUCGAAUUAAAAAGCUUAGGGAGGUUGCUAGUCAACAUGCCCAUAGGACGAAACAUGGACUUGAGAAGAUUCAACAGGAAGCUAUCACUGCCAACGGAAAACUGAAUACCUUCACAGCUACGGCAGGUGCAUCCUCCCUUGAAGACGCUACCAUGUUUGCCACAUCUGUGUCUCGCAUGGAUGAGAUUCUUCAAUCAAGUACCAGCCACACAACGACAUCUGGAAGGAAGUGGGAGUCUAUUAAAAAAGAAGUAAACCAUCUAGUGACGUCCCACACUGCCGCUGCAACUUCAAUUCUCAGAGAGGGAUUGGAAGCAAAUGCAAAUGUUCUCGUCAAACUUCAAGGCCUACAAGAUACUGCCCGAUUGAAGAUUGAAGCACAAAACAACAAUACUGUGGCAUUUAUUAACGGUACCUGCACUGGAGAGCACGAAGCAGCAUGCAAAAUGCAAUCAACCAUGAAAUUACAGGCUGAAGCAGCUGCAGAACUUGAGAGAAGUCAUGAGUCAGGAUUGUCUGGAGUUCAAUUCCAAACUGAUCAUCACCUGAAGGAAGAAUAUUUGGAGGAUAAACCUACUUGUUCAACUCCCCGAAAAAGAACAAUUCAAGUGCCGACCCCGUCUUCAAUUAUCGCCUUGUGCACUCCACCGCUUGAUAUGUUGCUCAAAGAGUUUCGAGCAAAGCACGCCGUCGGUGGACCUGUUAGACUGAGCAAAGUGUUCCAAUCGAAUCGCAGCAGCAUGAAUCCUGAAAAGGAAAACAAGGAAAACAAUGGAUUCCAGGACUUCACUACGGGAGGCAAAUUCUGCAAUGUCGCAAAGAGGGGGUUCGAGAUCUGCUCAUUUCAAUCAAGGCUGGCGAACCUUCAUACCGCUUCCUCGACACGUGCCGAUUCGCAACUAAUCGAACGUACAACAUUCUUGACUCAAGUAUUGCCGGCAUUAUCCGAAUGGACGUUCUAUACCCUGGAGCCAUGCAAAGUCAUCAGCACGUCCCGUCCACUAUUUGAUGUGUAACUGCCCAGCAUCAUCAUGCUCACAGCCUGAGACAACUUCGUCUUCCAAGCCGAAUCCCAUGAAUUCCAGCUAUCCUUUCCUAGUUUCCCCCGUAAAUUUACUUUGGUGGUGUUUCCUGUAACAAUUGAAUCGCCAGGGCCGUAGAACAGUAGACUGCGUUUUAGAGGUUGUAAGCCGCCCUCAUAGUCUCUAUCCAGUACCCGGUCCAAAAUUCCGCUACCCUAAAAGAGCAAUUGCCGGCGUGCCAGGAUUGCGUUGCGAAAUCGUCCUUCUGGGAAAUUAUCUCUGCUAACGCUCUGAAGGUGUUGCUGCUAGAGCGGUUACUUUGUUUAGUAUUGGUCGAUUGAGAACUGAUCCAAUUGUGAAGACAUCAGAGAUGUUGUUGGAAUCUGUGAGUUUAAGAUGUUGGAGCUUAAGAACUUA